This is a messenger RNA of Dipodomys ordii (Ord's kangaroo rat), 2646 nucleotides long. It is a transcript of the gene Prkca, whose product is annotated as protein kinase C, alpha. NCBI's taxonomy places the organism in Eukaryota, Metazoa, Chordata, Mammalia, Rodentia, Heteromyidae. The transcript has 17 exons. Gene Ontology annotation, biological process: protein phosphorylation. Gene Ontology annotation, molecular function: zinc ion binding; diacylglycerol-dependent serine/threonine kinase activity; ATP binding. The record is from RefSeq and is a predicted model, not a curated record. Bases 23 to 2041 code for a protein of 672 amino acids.
CAAGAGGUGGUUGGGGGGGACCAUGGCUGACGUUUUCCCGGCCAACGACUCCACGGCGUCUCAGGACGUGGCCAACCGCUUCGCCCGCAAAGGGGCGCUGAGGCAGAAGAACGUGCACGAGGUGAAGGACCACAAAUUCAUCGCGCGCUUCUUCAAGCAGCCCACCUUCUGCAGCCACUGCACCGACUUCAUCUGGGGGUUUGGGAAACAAGGCUUCCAGUGCCAAGUUUGCUGUUUUGUGGUUCACAAGAGGUGCCAUGAAUUUGUUACUUUUUCAUGUCCGGGUGCAGAUAAGGGACCUGACACUGAUGACCCCAGGAGCAAGCACAAGUUCAAGAUCCAUACUUAUGGAAGUCCCACCUUCUGUGAUCACUGUGGGUCACUGCUGUAUGGACUCAUCCACCAAGGGAUGAAAUGUGACACCUGCGACAUGAAUGUUCACAAGCAAUGUGUCAUAAAUGUCCCCAGCCUCUGUGGGAUGGAUCAUACAGAGAAAAGAGGCCGAAUUUACCUGAAGGCUGAGGUCACCGAUGAGAAGCUCCACGUCACAGUUCGGGAUGCAAAAAACCUAAUCCCUAUGGAUCCAAAUGGGCUUUCAGAUCCCUAUGUGAAGCUGAAACUUAUUCCCGACCCCAAGAAUGAAAGCAAACAGAAAACCAAAACUAUCCGCUCCACAUUAAACCCCCAGUGGAAUGAGUCCUUCACAUUCAAAUUAAAACCUGCAGACAAAGACCGGCGACUCUCUGUAGAAAUCUGGGACUGGGAUCGGACAACAAGGAACGACUUCAUGGGAUCCCUUUCCUUUGGUGUAUCGGAGCUGAUGAAAAUGCCAGCCAGUGGAUGGUACAAGUUACUUAACCAAGAAGAAGGUGAAUACUACAAUGUGCCCAUCCCAGAAGGGGAUGAAGAAGGCAACGUGGAGCUCAGGCAGAAAUUUGAGAAAGCCAAGCUCGGCCCUGCUGGUAACAAAGUGAUCAGCCCCUCGGAAGACAGGAAACAGCCUUCCAACAACCUCGACAGGGUGAACCUUACCGACUUCAAUUUCCUCAUGGUGCUGGGGAAGGGGAGUUUUGGGAAGGUGAUGCUGGCUGACAGAAAGGGAACAGAAGAACUGUAUGCUAUCAAAAUCCUGAAGAAGGAUGUGGUGAUUCAGGAUGAUGACGUCGAGUGCACCAUGGUGGAAAAGCGGGUUCUGGCCCUGCUCGACAAGCCCCCCUUCCUGACUCAGCUGCACUCCUGUUUCCAGACUGUGGACCGGCUGUACUUCGUCAUGGAAUACGUCAAUGGCGGAGACCUCAUGUACCACAUUCAGCAAGUAGGGAAAUUUAAGGAGCCACAAGCAGUAUUCUAUGCAGCAGAGAUUUCCAUUGGAUUGUUCUUUCUGCAUAAAAGAGGGAUCAUUUACAGGGAUCUGAAGUUAGAUAAUGUCAUGCUGGAUUCAGAAGGACAUAUCAAAAUCGCUGAUUUUGGGAUGUGCAAGGAACACAUGAUGGAUGGAGUCACAACCAGAACCUUCUGCGGAACUCCCGAUUACAUCGCCCCAGAGAUAAUUGCUUACCAGCCGUAUGGAAAAUCUGUGGACUGGUGGGCAUACGGUGUCCUGUUGUAUGAAAUGCUGGCUGGCCAGCCGCCAUUUGAUGGUGAAGAUGAAGACGAACUGUUUCAGUCUAUAAUGGAGCACAAUGUUUCCUAUCCCAAAUCCUUGUCCAAGGAGGCUGUUUCCAUCUGCAAAGGACUGAUGACCAAACACCCAGCCAAGCGGCUGGGCUGCGGGCCGGAGGGAGAGAGGGAUGUGAGAGAGCAUGCCUUCUUCCGGAGGAUCGACUGGGAAAAACUGGAGAACAGGGAAAUCCAGCCUCCGUUCAAGCCCAAAGUGUGUGGCAAAGGAGCAGAAAACUUUGACAAAUUCUUCACACGCGGGCAACCUGUCUUAACACCGCCAGAUCAGCUGGUCAUUGCUAACAUAGACCAGUCUGAUUUCGAAGGGUUCUCAUAUGUUAACCCCCAGUUUGUGCACCCUAUCUUGCAAAGUGCGGUAUGAAACUCACGUGAAAGCAAACAUUUCCCUCCCCCUCAGCUUCCCCAGCAGUGGGGAAAGAUCCUUGACCCUAACAUUUUUAAGGCCAUGGCCUUAUGUCUUACUCCACAUGGAGGCCUGAAAAUUGUAGGGUAAUUAGUCUACAUGUGAUCAACUUUUCAGGGUCUCUCUCUUACAACCAAGAACAUUACCUUAGUGGAAGAUGACAUAAUGUACAGUGUCCAGUUUAAUUAUGUAGAUGUCACAUCUGACUAUAGAUUAACCUUUCCUAGAAAAUGAGACUCUUACCCCCUUUUUGGUACGAUUUGAUAUAUUCUCUAUUUGUGGAUUUUCACCAUCAGGCUCCCCAAACCAGAGAUGUUGAAGUAAACCUGCCCUCGUCCAAUGGACUAGAAACUUCUCCAACCCACAAAACCUUUGGAGCGAAAGAGUGGGGAGCCCAGAGCAUGAGCAAAGAGGGAUUGGGGAUGGGAAAAGCUUCAAGAUACCCACUGCUUCUGUUCUUUAUGUCAAUGGAAAGCCCCGUGAAUCUGAGAGACCAGGAUGGACCUAAUCACUGUUCUCAAACAUCAUAAUGAAACCAUAAUCCAGUGGUUUAAAAAAAAAAA